AUGGUGGAGCCUGAUGAUAGUAAGUGGUCAUCAUUUGAAUCCAAGCUCCGCAACAUAGAGAAUGAGCUUAACCAACACCAUGCUGUUGUUGGAGAAAUCAAGAGUGCUAUGAACCAAAUUGUAGAGCAAUCUGAAGAAUAUCAUCCUCCACAAAAAAGACCUAAAUCCACUUUCAAAGAUCCAAAGAUUAGAGAAUUUAAAGUUGUUGGUGAUGAACCUCCAAGAAUGCAUAAGAAAAUCAAUAUGUCUUAUUGCCCUAUAUGGCAGAAAUCUUCUAAAACAGAUGUGCAGAUGCUUUCAAUGUAUGAUAGAAUCAUGUUUGAAGAUACAGAUGGUGGUGUUUGGAAACAAGGCUGGAAUGUGGAGUACAAAGAUGAUCAAUGGAGUAGCAAAAAUAAAUUAAAAGUUUUUAUAGUGCCUCACUCACAUAAUGAUCCCGGUUGGAUUAAGACAUUUGAAAACUAUUACAAGACUCAAACAAAGGCUAUAUUUACAAAUAUGGUGGAAAAGCUGAAAGAAGGUGUAGGUAGAAAAUUUAUUUGGGCAGAAAUUAGUUACCUUUCACUCUGGUGGUCUUCAGAUGCUACUGACAAGGAAAAGGCAGCUUUUCAGAGUUUAUUAAAAUCUGGACAAAUUGAAAUAGUGACAGGAGGUUGGGUGAUGAAUGACGAAGCUAAUUCACACUGGCUUUCUAUUAUACAGCAAUUGACAACGGGUCACCAAUGGCUUAUAGAUAAUUUAGGUUAUAUACCAAAAAACGGUUGGUCCAUUGAUCCCUUUGGCUAUUCCAGCACUCAGCCAUAUUUACUAAAGUUGUCAGGCUUUGAAAAUUCAGUUAUUCAACGAGUACAUUAUAGAGUGAAGAAAGAACUUGCUAUGAACAGACAGCUGGAAUUUAAAUGGAGACAGUUAUGGGAUGGCGUUGGAAAUACCGACAUGUUCACACAUCUAAUGCCUUUCUAUUCUUACGACGUGCCUCACACUUGCGGGCCGGACCCCAAGGUCUGCUGCCAGUUUGAUUUUAAAAGAUUACCCGGCAAUGGAGUAUCGUGCCCGUGGGGUAUUCCACCUAGAAAAAUUUUCCCGAAGAAUGUUGAUGAAAGAUCGUUCAUGAUCCUGGACCAGUGGCGGAAGAAGGCGCAGCUGUACCGCAGCAACGUGGUGCUCGUGCCUCUGGGCGACGACUUCCGCUACGAUCGCUCCAACGAGUGGGACAACCAGUACCAGAACUACGAGAAGAUCAUCGAUUACAUUAAUGGCAAUGAUGCUUGGAAUGCUGAGGUCCAGUUCGGGACUCUCCAGGAUUACUUUAAAGCGUUACACGAAGAAAUCGAGAUGUCCAAUUUCCCGGUACUAACGGGCGACUUCUUCACAUAUGCGGACCGCAACCAGCACUAUUGGAGUGGGUACUACACAUCGCGACCCUUCUAUAAGAGAAUGGAUAGAGUUCUUUUAGCGUAUGUUAGGGCGGCAGAAAUAAUAACGGGUCAAGCGUCGUCCUCGCAGUCGGUGAGCUACAUCACGUCGCUGCAGCUGCGCGACCGCGUGGAGCAGGCGCGCCGCGCGCUCGCGCUCUUCCAGCACCACGACGGCAUCACCGGCACCGCAAGGGACGAUGUGCACGACGACUAUGGGAGACGAAUGUUAGAAGCAAUCAAAUACUGUCAGUCAGCGAUCCAACAAGCCGCGUACUACUUGCUCAAGCAGCCCGCCAUACAGGACCAGACGCAGGAGGACGUGUACUUCGACGUGGACGACAUCUGGCGCAAACACGACGAGAUACCGACCAGGAUUACCAUCGCCUUGGACGUGAUGUCGCCCUCGAGGCGGAUACUGCUUUAUAACGCACUGGCUUUUAAGAGAUACGAGAUUUUUACUGUGUUCGUCUCUACGCCUCAUGUUGAGGUGUUCGACCCGGACGGCAACCCCAUGAUGGCGCAGAUCUCGCCGGUGGUGGCGGGCGAGAAACGCCUGGGCUUCGCCGCGAACAAGUUCCAGCUGUCCUUCCCGGUGGCGGUGGACGCGCUCGCGCUCACCGUCUACACCGUGUCCUUGAGAGACAACAUGGCCAUUAACAAAUACACAUCAUACGCACGCGUGCGGCUGUACAACGCGGAGUACUGGUCGGUGGAGCUGCCGAAGGUGUUCGCGCAGCAGGCGGCGGCGCGGCUGGCGGACGACGUGGCGCUGCGGCCCGGCAACGGCACGCGCGCGCUCGUCUCGCACACGGGCCUGCUCAAGGCGCUGGUGGCGCCCGAUGGGACCACUACGCCUAUACAUAUGGACUUUGUACAAUAUGAUACACAAAAAGGGCAAGACAACAACAGCGGUGCCUACCUGUUCAUCCCGGACGGGCCCGCCACGCCCUUCAAGCCGGAGCCCUUCCCGGAAAUUGUCAUCACUGAAGGACCAUUCAAAGCCACACUGUAUUCAGGCUUAAUAGGGCCAAAAGCUGCGGAAAUGGUGUUAGCUAUAACCUUGUACAAUAAUCCGUCGCUGCCUCACACUGAGGUGGAAAUCAGCAACACGCUACUCAUAGACCCUCAAGUGGACGACCUGGAACUGGCCAUGAGGUUCUCCACCGGUAUUAAGAAUGGGGACGUGUUUUAUACAGAUCUUAAUGGCAUGCAGAUGAUAAAGCGACGAUACUUCGAGAAGCUUCCACUGCAAGCUAACUUCUACCCGCUCCCCGCCGCCGCGUACAUACAGGACGACAACACCAGACUCACCCUGCUAACCUCCACCCCCCUCGGAAUGGCCGCCUUGCAGCCGGGACAGAUUGAGGUGAUGCAAGACCGUAGACUGAGCAAGGACGACAACCGCGGUCUCAACCAAGGCGUCCUGCAGAACCAGCGCACGCGACACGUCUUCAAACUCAUAGUGGAACACGCCAACCACCCCUGCGCGGCGAAGUCCUCUGAGGGCAGUGGGCAGCUGUCGCUGGGCGCGCACGUGUCGCAGCAGCUGCUGCUGCAGCCGGCGCUGGCGCUGCACUACGCGGCCGACGAGAGCGCGCCGCGCCCCGCCUACUCGCGCGCCGUGCUCAGCGCGCCCGACCUCGUGCUCGCGCAGUACCACGCGCACGUGUCCGCCAAGAGCAAAGACGGCACGGUGGUGCACGGCAUGGGCGUGACGUUACAGCGCGCGCACCUCGACGCCUGCUACGGCAGCGCCGCGCUGCGCGCCUGGUACCCGCCCAGCGACGGACAGAUCACAUUGUCAGACUUAAUAGACGUGAAGCAAGAGCAAAUAUUCGACAGCACGCUGACAUUCGCGCGCGUGCGGGCGCCGGCGCGCGCCGCGCUCGCGCUCUGCCCCAUGGAGGUGCGCUCAUUCUUCAUCAACCAGACCCUCAAACAUGGC
Brenthis ino (lesser marbled fritillary) is the source of this 3363-nucleotide messenger RNA. The record is from the annotation of a GenBank genome assembly. NCBI's taxonomy places the organism in Eukaryota, Metazoa, Arthropoda, Insecta, Lepidoptera, Nymphalidae.